CGGGGGAAGAGACGCUUGGGGCUGGAGCGAACCGGACGGGUCGCUCUCCCAGGAGAGGAGCUUCCCGGCCCUGGAGAAGGGGCGAGUCCCACGCGAUCCUCCGGGAAGCGUCGCGCUCUCGAGAGGAACGGUCGAGCUUUCCCGGCCCGCGGAGGGCUCGGCGCCGGGCUCCCCUCCUUUCCACCUCGGGAGUAAGAGAGGGAGGGAAGGAGGGGAGGGGAAGGUCCCACGGAGGAGGCAGAAUGGCCGGUCGAGGGGGGCUUUGGCGCUUUUCCCUGGAGCUGCCUCCACUCCUGCGGCUGCCGCGAGGGCUGGCCAGAGCCUAGUCUCCGCGCUCUCCCGUGCGAGCCAGCGCGGCCCCCUGGGGCCAGGGCAGCAGCGCCGGCAUGUCGUCCGGCACCAUGAAGUUCAAUGGCUAUUUGAGGGUCCGCAUUGGCGAGGCGGUGGGGCUGCAGCCAACCCGCUGGUCCCUGCGCCACUCGCUCUUCAAGAAGGGCUACCAGCUGCUGGACCCCUACCUGACAGUGAGCGUGGACCAGGUACGCGUGGGCCAGACCAGCACCAAGCAGAAGACCAACAAACCCACGUACAACGAGGAGUUCUGCGCUAACGUCACCGACGGCGGCCACCUUGAGCUGGCCGUAUUCCACGAGACACCCCUGGGUUACGACCACUUUGUGGCCAACUGCACCCUGCAAUUCCAGGAGUUGCUGCGCACGGCCGGCACCUCGGACACCUUCGAGGGCUGGGUGGAUCUGGAGCCUGAGGGGAAAGUAUUUGUGGUAAUAACCCUCACAGGAAGUUUCACUGAAGCCACUCUCCAGAGAGACCGAAUCUUCAAACAUUUUACCAGAAAGCGCCAAAGGGCUAUGCGAAGGCGGGUCCACCAGAUCAACGGACACAAGUUUAUGGCCACAUACCUGAGGCAGCCCACCUACUGCUCUCACUGCAGAGAGUUCAUCUGGGGAGUAUUUGGGAAACAGGGUUAUCAAUGCCAAGUGUGCACCUGUGUCGUCCAUAAACGCUGCCAUCAUCUAAUUGUUACAGCCUGUACUUGCCAAAACAAUAUCAACAAAGUGGAUUCAAAGAUUGCUGAACAGAGGUUUGGAAUCAACAUCCCACACAAAUUCAGCAUCCACAACUACAAAGUGCCAACGUUUUGCGAUCACUGUGGCUCCCUGCUCUGGGGCAUAAUGCGACAAGGACUUCAGUGUAAAAUAUGUAAAAUGAAUGUACAUAUUCGAUGUCAAGCAAAUGUGGCCCCUAACUGUGGGGUAAAUGCGGUAGAGCUUGCCAAGACCCUGGCAGGGAUGGGCCUCCAGCCUGGAAAUAUCUCUCCAACCUCGAAACUCGUUUCUAGAUCGACCCUAAGAAGACAGGGAAAGGAUGGCACCAAAGAAGGAAAUGGGGUUGGGGUUAAUUCUUCCAACCGAUUUGGUAUCGACAACUUCGAAUUCAUCCGAGUGUUGGGGAAGGGGAGUUUUGGGAAGGUGAUGCUUGCAAGGAUAAAAGAAACAGGAGACCUCUAUGCCGUGAAGGUGCUGAAGAAGGACGUGAUCCUCCAGGAUGACGAUGUGGAAUGCACCAUGACUGAGAAGAGGAUCCUGUCUUUGGCCCGCAAUCACCCCUUCCUCACCCAGUUGUUCUGCUGCUUCCAGACCCCUGACCGCCUGUUUUUCGUGAUGGAGUUUGUGAAUGGCGGAGACUUGAUGUUCCACAUUCAGAAGUCCCGGCGUUUUGAUGAGGCACGGGCUCGUUUCUAUGCUGCGGAGAUCAUUUCUGCGCUCAUGUUCCUACACGAAAAGGGAAUCAUCUAUCGAGAUCUGAAACUAGACAAUGUGCUGUUGGACCAUGAGGGUCACUGUAAACUGGCAGACUUCGGAAUGUGCAAGGAGGGGAUCUGUAAUGGUGUCACCACAGCCACGUUCUGUGGAACACCUGACUACAUUGCUCCAGAGAUCCUCCAGGAAAUGCUGUAUGGGCCUGCUGUGGAUUGGUGGGCCAUGGGUGUGUUGCUCUACGAGAUGCUCUGCGGUCAUGCACCCUUCGAGGCUGAGAAUGAAGACGACCUCUUUGAGGCCAUCCUGAAUGAUGAGGUGGUCUACCCUACCUGGCUCCAUGAAGAUGCCACAGGGAUCCUAAAAUCUUUCAUGACCAAGAACCCCACCAUGCGCUUGGGCAGCCUGACUCAGGGAGGAGAGCAUGCUAUCUUGAGACAUCCUUUCUUUAAGGAAAUUGACUGGGCCCAACUGAACCAUCGCCAACUGGAACCACCCUUCCGACCCAGAAUCAAAUCCCGAGAGGAUGUCAGUAAUUUUGACCCUGACUUCAUAAAAGAAGAGCCAAUUUUAACUCCCAUUGAUGAGGGACACCUGCCUAUGAUUAAUCAGGAUGAGUUUAGAAACUUUUCCUAUGUGUCUCCAGAAUUGCAACCUUAGCCCAAUGGGGAGGGAAAGAGAGAUGGUGUGAGAAUCAAAAGGGAACAGACACUUUUCCAGGAAUAUCCUUUGUGGGGACUCCCCAGCAUCCGCCUUAGAACACCAAGCUUACCUUCAAGAAGCGAAUGUUCACAACUCUGUGAAGGACAGAACUUCAACAGAGCAACUAUCUCAAGUCCCGAGGGAACUGUGGUUCUGGAGGUAGUUGAUACCAAAAUGAGAUUUUUAUGAUGAGAUUGUUCCACUCGGCCGGUGAGUUUCCGAAGCUGUUUGAGGCUUGGGAUGUUAACAUGACCCAAAAGGUGAGAAGUAAUGAAGAAAUAAACUAGGUCCUAGAAAUUCUGAGCCAAAGAGGCUUUUUACUUCAAAAGACAAA
Messenger RNA from Ictidomys tridecemlineatus (thirteen-lined ground squirrel), 2814 nucleotides. RefSeq names its product protein kinase C eta (gene Prkch). Gene Ontology annotation, molecular function: ATP binding; diacylglycerol-dependent serine/threonine kinase activity. The record is from RefSeq and is a predicted model, not a curated record. Gene Ontology annotation, biological process: protein phosphorylation. Lineage: Eukaryota; Metazoa; Chordata; Mammalia; Rodentia; Sciuridae.